GUCGUUACAAAAUGGUACUUCACUUGCAAUCUUCAGCUAUAAAAAUCUCUAUGGUUCUUUGUGAAGGGGGGCCAUUUUUCAUAAUAAUAAGGUCGGUAGAUUUGCUUUGUGGAGCUUAUAGUUACACAGAACACCAGAAAAGGUGUAGUCUUUCCAGUUAAUCUCCAUAUCUGGACACAGUAGCUCACCAAGUGCGGGGAAGGUUUUUUUUUGUUUCAGAUCAGGAAAUGGUUAUAAAAUUGCAUAACUGAAAAUAGUUAGCAAGGUUUGUUAUUGAAAGAAACCAACUUGUCAUAUAAAGUUGAGGAAAAAUUUGCCAUAAAGAUAUGGAAGAUCAGGAGUCAUAUCGCUGGGCUUCAAAUCCAAUCCAGAAAAUAGAGCACCUUUCGAGCUCUGAUGAUGCUAGCCAAGUGAUGCACCUUUCAGUUGAGUCCUUCGAACAAUACUGCACCCUUGAAUCUUUCUGUGGUAAUGAUGAUGGCUAUGCAGUUCACAAUUCUCCAUCCACUGCAAGUUUCUCACCAAAUGAUAGCCAGUCAUACCCAUCAGAUUUGCAAGAUUCAUCUGAUAAUACCUGUGGCUCUCCAGUAAGUCGAUCUUGUGUCACCAACAACGUGAGUGACUUCAGGCAUAAGCUGAGAGAAUUGGAAACUGUGAUGCUAGGACCUGAUUCAGAUAACCUUAACAACCAAAUUACCUUGGAGGAGGAGAAAUGGAAGUAUAUGAUGGAGGCGAUCGCCAGAGGGGACUUGAAGGAUGCGCUCUGUGCUUGUGCAAAGGCUAUAGUAAACAAUGAUAUGCUCACAGCUGAAUGGUUGAUGACCGAGUUACGGGAGAGGGUGUCGGUGACUGGUGAGCCAAUCCAACGAUUGGGAGCCUACAUGUUGGAAGGGCUUGUCGCAAGGUUGGCGUCUUCAGGAAGUGCAAUCUACAAGGCCCUCAGAUGCAAAGAGCCUGCUGGUGCUGACCUCCUUUCCUACAUGCACAUACUGUAUGAAGUCUGUCCAUACUUCAAGUUCGGGUAUAUGUCUGCAAAUGGAGCAAUUGCAGAAGCCAUGAAGGAUGAACUUAGAGUCCAUAUCAUCGAUUUUCAAAUUGCACAAGGCAGCCAGUGGGUCACUUUAAUACAAGCUCUUGCUGCUCGUCCAGGAGGGCCACCACACGUACGUAUCACAGGUAUUGAUGACUCUACAUCAGCUUAUGCCCGGGGAGGAGGAAUAGAUAUAGUAGGGCAGAGAUUAACAAGGCUUUCUGAGUCAUGUAAGGUACCUUUCGAGUUCUGUGCUGCUGGAAUUUCUGCAUCUGAUGCUCAACUUGGCAACCUUGGAGUUCGACCUGGGGAAGCCAUUGCAGUGAACUUCCCCCUGAUGCUGCACCACAUGCCAGAUGAAAGUGUCAGUACACAGAAUCCUCGGGACAGACUGAUAAGGCUUGUCAAGAGCUUGUCUCCUACGGUGGUGACUCUGGUUGAGCAAGAAUCCAAUACUAAUACAGCCUCCUUUGUUAACCGUUUUAAUGAGGUGAUGAAAUAUUAUCUGGCAGUCUUUGAAUCAAUUGAUGUUACUUUCCCGAGGCAACAUAAAGAAAGAAUCAAUGUUGAACAACACUGUCUGGCUCGGGAGAUUGUCAACAUUAUAGCAUGUGAGGGUGCUGCAAGAGUUGAACGUCAUGAGCCUUUUGGGAAGUGGAGAUCUCGGUUUAUGAUGGCCGGGUUUAAGCCUUAUCCGCUAAGCUCUUAUAUGAAUGCUACCAUUAAGACUCUGCUGAUGAACUACAGCGAGCAGUAUACACUCGAAGAGAGAGAUGGAGCUCUGUUCCUCGGCUGGAUGGACCGACCUUUGGUUGCCUCUUGUGCAUGGAGGUGAUAACCUGAAAAAUGUCUGCAACUUGUUGCAAGUCCCACUUUAAAUUUUGAAUUUGUAUUUGAAUGUUGUCGUUGUUGUCGUCGUCACUUGUCUGUAGUUUCUUAGCAUUAUAAUGCUAUCACAAUAUGACUUGUCCUAAAUUAGCUCUUCUCCAAAAGUCAUCAGACUCAUAAGGCUAAUAAGCAAAACAUUGGUGAAUGAUAUUCAAAACAUAUAGAAAGUGGUUGAUAGAUGAGA
Messenger RNA from Tripterygium wilfordii, 2102 nucleotides. RefSeq names its product scarecrow-like transcription factor PAT1. The transcript is spliced from 2 exons. Gene Ontology annotation, biological process: regulation of DNA-templated transcription. Bases 327 to 1865 code for a protein of 512 amino acids. NCBI's taxonomy places the organism in Eukaryota, Viridiplantae, Streptophyta, Magnoliopsida, Celastrales, Celastraceae. The record is from RefSeq and is a predicted model, not a curated record. Gene Ontology annotation, cellular component: nucleus. Gene Ontology annotation, molecular function: DNA-binding transcription factor activity; sequence-specific DNA binding.